AUGACGAAUAAUAGCCAACGAAAUCGUGGUCCCUACGAUGUUGAACGAAAUCUUGAAGAUGUGACAUUGAUUUGGUGUGAUCCAAAUAUCGAUGAUUCAUCUGACUCACAACACACACAAACAUUGCUGAGAGAAUCAAAUAAUUAUGCUCAGUUUUAUACCGAUCCGCAGCUAUGUCUCGAUUUUAUCCGAUCUAUCAAAGACGAGAAAAUAUUUCUUGUUAUAUCGGAUGCAUUUGAAAAACAAAUUGUACCCGAAGUCUACUCACUUUCAACGGUCAAUUCAAUAUUCAUAUUCUGUACUGAUCAUGAGCAUUACACAUCGUUAUCUCACCCAGAUCAAUCUAAGAAAACUAUUCGAAUGUUUGCUGAUAAACAAGCAUUAAUCAAAUCGAUGCGGUCUAGAAUUCAUCUUGUCACAAAACAGACAAUGGAAUUCAGUUUAUUCGAUGAAAACAGACAAAAAUCUACUAAAAACCUUUCAAAAGAGUCUGCCUCUUUUCUUGGUUUUCAAAUUUUAUUUACUAUUUUAAGAAAAAUUCCACGAACUGAUCAAGCUCUUCAUGACAUGCUUGAGAAAUGUUCAGACUAUUAUCGAUCGAAUAAUGCUGAAUUAAGAAAGAUUGAAGAAUUUCGAAUGACAUAUACGAUGGACAAAGCUGCUGAAUGGUAUACAGCUGAUUCAUUUGUCUAUCGAUUAGUCAAAAAAGUAUUGAGAACAGAAGACAUUGAACUUCUUUAUCUAUUUAGAUUCUACAUUGUCGAUCUGUGUUCACAAUUGGAACGCGAACAUAAAAAGCUUUCUUCUACACAAGUAUUAACAUUGUAUCGUGGACAGGAAAUGCCAACAGAGGAAUUUGAAAAACUACAACAAAGUAUUGGCAUUCCGAUAUCGCCAAACGGAUUCUUUUCAACUUCAAGAUACCUCAGCGUAGCAUUUACCUUCAUUGCCAAUCGUCACAAUACAGAUGAAACGAAAACUGUUUUAUUUGAGAUUACAGCUGAUCCUCGACUUGAAUCUGUUAUUUUUGCUGAUAUUGAAACAUAUAGCCGUAUACAAGAGGAGAAAGAAGUUUUAUUUAGUUUGGGAGCCGUAUUCAUCAUCACACACGUAAGAUAUGAUUCAUCUAUGAAUAUAUGGAAAGUUUACAUGACGGCAACAGAUGAAGGAUCACAACAAGCAAAUGAAUAUUUGAAAUUUACACAAAAACAAAUGGAAGCGGAGUAUAGUCCAAUUAUUCUAUUUGGUUAUCUCCUCUGGCGAGAUGUCGGAGAAGUUGAUAAAGCUGAGAAAUAUUUUAAAAUAUUAUUGAAGUCGUUACCAUAUGAUCAUGAAGAUAUACCGUCUGUUUAUCAUCAAAUGGGAAAUAUAUUUUUUGAGAAAGGUGAAUGGAAUAUGGCAUUAGACUUUUACAUGAAAGCAUAUGAUUUACGUUGUCAACGUUUACCUUCCGAUCAUCUUCAGAUUGCCUCAUCGCUAAACAGAAUUGGCGCAGUUUAUGAAGACAAACAGGAUUUUGAUCAGGCUCUAGAUUACUGGAAGCGAUCAUUUGCUAUUUAUCAGAAAAAUUAUUCGAGUGAUCAUUUGAACAUAGCAAGGACAUUGGCAAAUAUUGGUAUAGUAUUUCGACAAAAGAAAGAGUAUGAUAAUGCAUUAGACUGUUUUACAAAAGCUCUUGAAAUGUAUAAACAUGUACUACCCGAACACCAUUGUAUAACUGCUCGAUGCUUAUGUAACAUUGGUUUCGUAUACGAAGUUCAGUUGAAUUUCGGUCGUGCACUUGAGUUCUAUUAUCAAACAUACGAAAUGAAUCAAAAAGUAUUACCUAGUGAACAUAUUUAUCUCACCAAGGAUCUGAAUGGGAUUGUUAAUACGUAUAAUAAGAAUGGCGAACGUGAGAAAGCUAUCAAUUUUUGUAACAUGAAAUUAGCUGAACAACGAUUAAACUUACCGAAAAAUCACCCUCGAAUCGGGCACACAUUACAAACCAUUGGCGAUAUAUACAGUGAAACAGAUAGUACUCAAGCAUUUUCAUACUAUCAUGAAGCACUAACGAUAUUUGAGAGAUGUACGCCACCAGAUCAACAAGCUAGAGCUGAUUGUUUAGAGCAUAUUGGUGAUUUAUACUACAGCCUAGGAACAUAUGAAUAG
Messenger RNA from Rotaria sordida, 2151 nucleotides. Lineage: Eukaryota; Metazoa; Rotifera; Eurotatoria; Philodinida; Philodinidae. The record is from the annotation of a GenBank genome assembly.